ACCAAAAAGCCUCUCUCUCUCUCUCUCUCUCUCUCUCUCUCUCUCUCUCAUCGUCUUCUAGACUUCUUCAAUUCCACAGUUUCUUCUUCUUCUUCUUCUGUCACUGUCGCAUCGUGUCAGAACCCUAAUUCCGACGCUAAAAUUCCUUCCAUCACCAUUUUACUCUUCAUCAAUUUCUCACAUUUUGCUCCUUCACUUUCGUGUAUCAACCAAUUUCAGAAUUCGUCAAAAGAGUACCAUUCACUUCUUUUGAGGCGUAAAUAGUUUUGAUCGGAGAAAAACGCGAUUUUCAAUUUUCCUGUUAAAAUUUUCGAUUUUCCGGAGGAUGAGAUUUGAACGAUGAACAAUGCCGGUAAUGCGUAGUGGAGCGCGCCGGGGACGGCCAACGAAGCGGCAAUCUCAGAAGAAGCAGGAAGAGGAGAAGAAAACUCCAGUUGAAGUGGAGGCGGUUGCGACGAGAACGAGACGGCGGCGUGCAGCUGCAGCGGCGGCGGUUAAAGAGGAGCCGGCUGUUAAGGUAAAUGAUGACGUAGUUGCUGUUGUUGCCGUGGCGGAGAAGAAGGAGGAGGAGGAGGAAGCGGGUGGAGUGGAGAAGGAAAUGAUAGAGGAGAAACAGAUGGAGGAAUUUAAUCGUGGUGGUCAUAGCAUUGAUAAGGCUAAUGCUGGUGAAGAAGAUAGCAAUGGCUUUGUUAUUCCUGAAAAGGUUCAAGUUAGUACUUCUCCUUUGUAUAAAACAGAGAAAAAACUUGGCAAGGGUGGAUUUGGUCAAGUAUAUGUUGGUCGGCGUGUUUCUGAUGGAAAUUUGAAUGAGAGAACUGGACCUGAAGCUUUAGAGGUGGCCAUAAAAUUUGAGCACACAAGUAGUAAAGGAUGUAACGAAGGACCGCCAAAAGAGUGGGAAGCGUACGACACCCUCGGUGGAAGUCAUGGUGUGCCACAGGUACAUUACAAAGGCAAGCAAGAUGGCUACUAUAUCAUGAUUAUGGAUAUUCUAGGACCUAGCUUGUAUGAUGAAUGGAAUAAUAAAUCUCACUCUAUGUCCACUGAAAUGGUUGCUUGUAUUGCCAUUGAAGCAAUAUCCAUAUUGGAGAAGAUGCACUCUCGAGGGUAUGUGCAUGGAGAUGUGAAGCCGGAAAAUUUUCUGCUUGGCGCCUCUGGGACACCCGAUGAGAAAAAAUUGUUCCUGGUAGAUCUUGGAUUGGCUACUAAAUGGCGGGAUAGGACAACUGGUUUGCAAGUGGACUAUGACCAAAGGCCUGAUCUUUUCAGGGGCACAGUCCGCUAUGCAAGUGUGCAUGCGCAUUUGGGGAGAAAUGUAAGCAGGAGGGAUGAUUUGGAAUCUCUUGCAUAUACAUUGAUUUUUCUUCUUCGAAGUCGUCUUCCUUGGCAAGGAUACCAGGGAGAAAACAAAGGAUAUCAGGUUUGCAGGAAGAAGAUGGGAACGUCUCCAGAGAACCUAUGCUGUUUUUGUCCCCAGCCUUUUAAAGAGUUUGUUGAACAUGUAGUGACCUUAAAGUAUGAUGAAGAGCCCAACUAUGCAAAAUACAUUUCUCUAUUUGAUGGGAUUAUUGGUCCAAACCCAGACAUUAGGCCACUGAAUACAGAAGGUGCACAAAAGCUUGUUGGUCAUAAAAGAGGCCGAUUGGCUUCAGAAGAUGAUGAUGAACAACCCAAAAAGAAGGUUCGAGUGGGUUUACCAGCGAACCAGUGGAUUAGUGUUUACAAUGCUCGUAGACCGAUGAAACAAAGAUAUCACUACAAUGUGUCAAGUACAAGACUAUCACAGCACAUUGACAAAGGAAAUGAGGAUGGCUUAUAUAUUAGCAGUGUUGCUUCAUCUCAGGGCCUUUGGGCCUUAAUAAUGGAUGCAGGGACAGGUUUCACUUCGCAAGUUUACGAAUUCUCCCCCCAAUUUUUCCAUAAGGAAUGGAUCAUGGAGCAGUGGGAAAAAAAUUACUAUAUCACUGCAGUUGCAGGAAUUGCAAAUGGGAGUUCAUUAGUAGUAAUGUCUAAAGACACCCAGUAUUCGCAGCAAUCAUACAAAGUUAGUGAUUCAUUUCCUUUCAAAUGGAUUAAAAAAAAGUGGGAGGAGAAAUUUUUUGUAACUUCAAUGGCCACAGCAGGGCCCAAAUGGGGAGUAGUUAUGUCUAAAGGGGCAGGGUUUUCAAAACAGGCGGUCGAAUUAGAUUUUCUGUACCCUAGUGAAGGGAUUCACAAGCGGUGGGAGUCUGGUUACCGAAUCACAUCGACUGCGGCAACUUGGGACCAAGCUGCUUUUGUUCUGAGUAUUCCAGAGAAUAAGCUGCAGGACGAAACUCAAGAAACACUAAGGACUACUACUUUUCCUAGUACUCAUGUUAAGGAGAAGUGGGCUAAGAACCUCUACAUUGCCUCUAUUUGCUAUGGACGCACUGUUUCUUGAGACUGCUGAUCCAUGGAGGGGCUGAAGGAGUAUUUGGAUUUCAGUGAAAAACCACUCCAAACGUAAGUUUAGACCGAAAAUAAUUGUGUUUUUUGGGACAAACAUACUUUUGGACUCAAUAGCAUGUCAAGAAGUUUGAUGGGCUGGGACAUAGGAAAUUUUGAUGGCUUCAGUGUUUAUUUUAUGUAUGUAGGAUGGGAAUGAAUAUUUUCAGUAAAACUAAGUGAACAUCUCAAUUUUCCAUUCAUAUAGAAAAUUGAUUUUAUGUCAAUUCUUAGUUAAUGUUUUCCAGACGAGGAACUUUUUUAUACAGGUACAGACAGGUAUACUCAUUAUUUUUUUGAA
Medicago truncatula (barrel medic) is the source of this 2767-nucleotide messenger RNA. Its product is annotated as casein kinase 1-like protein HD16. Bases 347 to 2422 code for a protein of 691 amino acids. The transcript is spliced from 16 exons. Gene Ontology annotation, biological process: protein phosphorylation. Gene Ontology annotation, molecular function: protein kinase activity; ATP binding. The record is from RefSeq and is a predicted model, not a curated record. Lineage: Eukaryota; Viridiplantae; Streptophyta; Magnoliopsida; Fabales; Fabaceae.